This is a messenger RNA of Larimichthys crocea (large yellow croaker), 2824 nucleotides long. RefSeq names its product furin-like protease kpc-1. Gene Ontology annotation, cellular component: Golgi membrane; trans-Golgi network. Gene Ontology annotation, molecular function: serine-type endopeptidase activity. NCBI's taxonomy places the organism in Eukaryota, Metazoa, Chordata, Actinopteri, Sciaenidae. Gene Ontology annotation, biological process: protein processing. The record is from RefSeq and is a predicted model, not a curated record. The transcript is spliced from 20 exons. The coding region runs from base 423 to 2783 and encodes 786 amino acids.
UACAAAAUAAUGCAGCAGUUUAAGUCCAAUUUUUAUCCACGCUAACCCUAAUUUCCAUAUGCAGAUCUGUCUCUCCCAACAGUCCCUCUCGCCAUCACACCAUUUCUUGCAUUCUAAUGCAUUCUCACAUCUUUACAAAAUCCCCCCCUUCCGCCACACGCCGUGGAUGUGCUCGUUUUGUCGACUUACACUUCGUUAUUUCUGCACGUUUGACUCCGGUGAGGAGAUGCGCGAUAGAUGCGGUUGUUUUGCAUGCUCUAAUUUGCACGUUUUAUCACCGGGAGUCAGUGGAGACAAUAAAAAUGGACGCGUCGGGAGAUUUUUUUUUCUUCCCUUUACGGUGCAUCGACCUCCCCGCUCUGCUUUCAACAGGAGGCAGUCCGUCUGUGUGAGGGCUCUGUCGCCUGGAUGAGGAAGGCUUCAUGUUCAGUGCAGUUGUGCUGGUGCUUGGCUGCCUGCUGCAGAUGAAACUAGUGACCACAGAGGGGCAUCGUGGGACCAACCGCCAUGUCUUCUAUGCAGUGCAAAUGGAUGGAGGCGUCAGAGCCGCUAGAGGUUUGGUCGAGCAGCACGGACUGGAGUUCAUACAACGGGUUGGCAGCCUUGAGGAUGUGUACACCCUGAGAGACAGCAGGGGGCGCCCUGACAGAGCCACCUUUGAGAAUAGACUUGCCUCAACAGAAGGGGUUCACUUGGUGCAGAGGCAGCACAGUCAUUAUAGAGACAAACGGGUUCCUGUGACAGGACCAGAGCCCGGAAGCGCUCACAGUUCCCAGAGGAGAGAGUCUGCAACUGACAGGCAGCUGAAGGAGAAUACAAGUGACCAGUCCCUCACCUUCAAUGACCCACUCUGGCCCAUGCAGUGGGAACUGUUUGCACAGGGCCAGUACAACUCCAGUGGGUUUGACCUGAAUGUGAUGCCGGUUUGGAGGAACAACAUCACCGGUAAUGGAGUAGUGGUCAGCAUCAUUGAUGAUGGUGUAGAUCACGCAAACAAAGACCUAAAGAAAAACUUUGAAGCCUUUGCGAGUUUUGACCUGCGCGCUUCACACGGUCUAUUUUAUGAUCCCAUGCCUGUCAGAGAUGAGGCGAAUAGUCAUGGUACCCGAUGUGCAGGGGAAGUUGCCAUGGAGGCCAACAACUCCUACUGUGGUGUGGGCAUCGCCUUCAAUGCCAGGAUCGGAGGUAUCCGUCUGUUGGACGGCUCCGUCACUGAUGCCAUGGAGGCCACAGCUCUGACCUUCAACAUGCACUUCAUCGACAUCUACGUCUGCAGUUGGGGCCCACGGGACAACGGGGCCGAGAUGGACGGGCCGCACAGCCUGACAGAGCAAGCCCUUCGGCUAGGAACUCACAAGGGCCGAGGUGGAAAGGGCAGCAUCUUUGUGUGGGCAGCAGGUAAUGGUGGAAUGCAGCGUGACCACUGCGGUGCAGACGGUUAUGUUAACUCCAUCUACAACAUUGCCAUCGGCGCUGUCUCUCAAACAGGGAAGCCCGCCUACUUCGGCGAGCCCUGCCCCGGUGUGAUGGCCGUCACUCUGACAGGGGCCAGCGUGGGAGGCUCACUACCCCUGGUUACUGUCACAGUGACCAACAUCGGUGAUGGCUGUGUCACACAUUUUCCAGGAACGUCCAGUGCUGCCCCGAUUGCUGCAGGGAUCCUGGCUCUUGUCUUAGAGGCAAAUCCUAAGCUGACGUGGAGGGAUGUUCAGCAUCUGAUCACCAAGACAGCAAAGAUCCCCAACCCCAAGGAACCUGGGUGGAACAUCAACGGAGCAGGAUACCAUGUUCACCAUAGGUAUGGCUUCGGAGUGCUGGAUGCAGGCCUGAUGGUGCAGCAGGCUGCACACUUCACCACUGUUGCGCCGCAGAGGAAGUGCACACAAGAAGUCACACUCCAUCCUAUCAGAAUCCUUUCUCCAGGAGGGAUGGUGAGUGUGAACGUCCAGUCAGAGGCCUGCCAAGGGAGGACUGAUGAGAUCAACACUCUGGAGCACGUUCAGGUGAGAGUCAGCAUCAACGCUGUGUGUCGCGGUGACCUUUCUAUAAGCCUGGAGUCUCCAGCCGGCACCAUAUCACUUCUUUUGGACACGCGGCCCAAUGACGCCUCCAGUGCUGGCCUGGUAAACUGGACCAUGAUGACAGUGCACUGCUGGGACGAGCAACCACAUGGCCUCUGGACCCUCAAGGUGACUGACCACAAAGGCACAGUGAGGAGAUGCAUGAGGCCGAAUGACGAGGAGGCAUCCGGAGCCUUGCUCAGCGCUACACUCAUCCUCUACGGCACCUACCACCCACACAGGACCACGCACGAGGGACCCCUGGAGAGCAUUGUGUCCAUGGGGUCGCGCCACCCCGUCCCUCAGCAGGAGGUGUACCAAAGAGACGGUAUCCCCCCUCUGGACCUGAUUCAAUUGGUGUACCAAAUGGAGAGAGACAGGAAAGUACGAGCUGAUGAUAUCACCGUCCCAGCCAGACACCAGAUGUUGAUUCCUGGGAGCUUGCUGUUGGAUAACCACACCCUGACGUCCAGAAUGACUUUCCAGCUACGCCACACAGGUGUUAAACAGAAGUCCUUCACCAGGUCAAGAUCUUCAGCUGUGAAGAAACUUCAUGAGACCACCAGGAAUAAUGUGGACAGUGAGACUGGGUCCUUACCAUCACAGACUCUACAGGGUGUCAUUACGGAUGUGAAGGAGGUGCAACAGUCUUCAGGUCCAGGAGGAAGAGAAACUGUGAGCAGUAAGGCACAGUUCAGGGCAGUGGACAGGAAACUGAAAUAACAAAUAUGAAGUAUGGUUAAAUAAAGAUUGUUAUUUCCACA